Messenger RNA from Maudiozyma barnettii, 915 nucleotides. RefSeq names its product short-chain dehydrogenase/reductase. Bases 1 to 915 code for a protein of 304 amino acids. The transcript has a single exon. NCBI's taxonomy places the organism in Eukaryota, Fungi, Ascomycota, Saccharomycetes, Saccharomycetales, Saccharomycetaceae. Gene Ontology annotation, molecular function: oxidoreductase activity, acting on the CH-OH group of donors, NAD or NADP as acceptor. The record is from RefSeq and is a predicted model, not a curated record.
AUGACUUUAGAAAAUUUCAAAAUUCAAGGUAUUAAAUGCCCAAUUAUUCGAUUCACUCUAAAUAGUAUGCCAGCCAAAUAUAUAAUUGCAAAGGCACAGAAAUAUGGAUAUUUUAACAAUUAUAAAAGAUUUCAUUUUAAUGAAGAAACAGUGUCCUUAAUUACUGGAGGUGCCAAUGGUCUCGGUUCUGAAAUUGUUAAGUUGUUGCUCACAAAACCUUCCAGAAAGAUUAUUGUGGUUGACGUCGUGCCGCCAAUUCCUGAAUAUUUAAAUAACCCAAAUAUCCUUUUCCUUAAGUGUGAUAUUUCGGAUGAAGGACAGGUUAAACGGUUAUAUGAAAAAGUUAUUGCAGAUUUUGGGUACAUAUCCAUUCUUAUCAAUAAUGCUGGAAAGACAACAAUCGAGACUAUCUUUACCACUGAAGAUAAUCAAAUUGAUAGUGUAAUUAAUAUCAAUUUUUUGGGUGCAUAUUACCUGACAACCUUAUUUUUACCACACUUAUUAGAAAAGAUGUCUGGCUGUAUCGUAAACGUUUCGUCCAUCCUAGGAGAGACUACUCCUGCAAGAUUAUCAACAUAUGGUGCAUCGAAGGCAACGUUAACAGCAUUUCAUAGACUUCUUACGGAUCACAUUGCAAAAAUUCCUUGCUGCCAUGUAAACACAGUGUUAGUAUGUCCUGGGAAGUUAGAGACAAAAAUGUUCGAGGUUGUGAGCACACCAUCUAAAGUGCUGGCUCCAGAUGUCGACCCUACCAAAUUAUCCUUGGAUAUUAUUAAUGCUAUUGAGUCAAACAAUAGCAGUAUAAUCCGAAGACCUUAUUAUACAAAUCUGUUACCUGUUUAUAACUCGUUAGAUUGGCCAUUUGUAUGGAUGAUAAAACAUAUGAGUGGGAUGAAUAAGGUUACUGCAUUGUAA